GCCAGCCCGGCCCAGCCCGGCCCGGCCCGGCCCGGGGCUGCGUCCGGAGCGUCCGCCCUCGCCGCUGCAGCCUCGGUACCCGGCCGGCCAUGGAGGCCGAGCGCCCCCCGGCGCCCGGCCCGGGCUGCGGGCGCCCCCCACUCCGCGCCGCCGGCCGGGACCCCGCGGCCGCGCCCGUGUCGGUGCCCGCGCCGCCGCAGGGCCCUGCCGUGGAGUUCGCGCUGCCGCAGGAGCCGGAGCCGCGGGCCGCGGACUUCGGGGCCCCGGGGGCGGGGGCGGCGGGGCCACCGACGCCGUCGGCGCACAUCCCGGUGCCAGGGCAUAGAGCCCCCCCAGGAAAAGCCCGGCUGGACGAGGUCAUGGCUGCCGCAGCCCUCACAAGCCUGUCCACCAGCCCCCUCCUGCUGGGGGCCCCGGCUGUAGCCUUCAGCACAGAGCCCAGCUUGGAGCCCUGGAGGGAGGCCCCGGUGCGGCCGCCGGGCAGCAGCGGCAGCAGCGGGGAUGGGGGCUGGGGCCCGACCAGCGACCAGUCCUCUCCACCUACCCCUUCGCCCCCGCUGCCCCCUGAGGCAGCCCACUUCCUGUUCGGGGAGCCUGCCCUGAGGAAGAGGAAGAGCUCGCUGCAGGGGCUGUUCCAGUGUCUGUGGAAGCGCUGCGGGAAGGUGCUGAGCUCGGCGUCAGGGAUGCAGAGACACAUCCGUCUGGUGCACCUGGGCAGGCGGCAGGCAGAGCCAGAGCAGAGCGACGGCGAGGAGGACUUCUACUACACGGAGCUGGACGUCGGCGUGGACUCGCUGACCGACGGGCUGUCUGGCCUGACCCCGGGGUCCCCCACGGCCUCCGUGCCGCCCGCCUUCCCCCGCCUGGAGCCGCUGGAGCCCCCGGCCCUGCCCAUCCUGCUGCGCCCGCCCGCCCUGCCCCCGCCCCCGGUGCUGAGCUCCCUGCCCGCCCCCCAGGUGUGCCCCAGUGACCCCACUUGCCAGGUGGGUGAGGCCUCGGGUGGCUCUGGAGGGGCGCGAGGCCACAGCAGCGUCUCCUCUCAGGGCUGCCUGGCACCCGUCCACCCGGAGCCACAGCCCAUCCCGGUCAGGGCCUGCGCGCCAGCCCUGCCGGCCAAGCCCGGUGCCAACCCGAGGAAGCCCCGAGGUGACGCCAAGAAGUGCCGGAAAGUGUAUGGCAUGGACCACCGGGACCUGUGGUGCACGGCCUGCCGCUGGAAGAAGGCCUGCCAACGCUUCCUGGACUGAGCCCCGCCCGCCGGGGCCUCUCCUAGCUGCAGGGUCUUCUUUUUAACCGGUGGGGGGCGGUCCCCACCACUCAAAGUGCCUCUGAAGAAACCAGCCUCUUGGCCUUUUGCACUAAAGCCAAACCUCACAGCUGUCCCCUUGGCCUGGGGUCCCGAGGGGUGGCCGCCCCCCACCUGUCGGCCCUGGACUUGUCAGGGGUGUGACGGGCCCCGCUUUGGGGCCACACGGGGCCGUCCUCGAUGCACUUUGAGGGGUGUCGGGGAGGGGGCGCCCCUGCCCGCACUUAACCUGACUGUUUGAGGGCCCGGGUGGACAUUUGUACGGUGUUUGCCAAGCUCAGGUGUCUCACGUCUGGGCUGAACCAGGCGAGGAGUAACAUUAAAGAU
Molecule: messenger RNA, 1633 nt
Organism: Mesoplodon densirostris (Blainville's beaked whale)
Lineage: Eukaryota; Metazoa; Chordata; Mammalia; Artiodactyla; Ziphiidae
Gene: SLC2A4RG
Product: SLC2A4 regulator
Exons: 7
Coding region: 90-1247 (385 amino acids)
Biological process (GO): regulation of transcription by RNA polymerase II
Cellular component (GO): nucleus
Molecular function (GO): DNA-binding transcription factor activity; RNA polymerase II cis-regulatory region sequence-specific DNA binding
Source: RefSeq, a predicted model, not a curated record